This is a messenger RNA of Cucurbita pepo subsp. pepo (vegetable marrow), 3305 nucleotides long. RefSeq names its product protein CHROMATIN REMODELING 35. Gene Ontology annotation, biological process: gene silencing by siRNA-directed DNA methylation. Lineage: Eukaryota; Viridiplantae; Streptophyta; Magnoliopsida; Cucurbitales; Cucurbitaceae. The record is from RefSeq and is a predicted model, not a curated record. Gene Ontology annotation, molecular function: ATP binding.
CCGCCGUUUUGCGCAACGACCCCUCAGCCUGAGCAGCAGAGCAGACCCUUCCAUUUCCUUCGUCUCGCUCCUACUUUCAUUCGCCCUCUCUCUCUCUCUCUCUCGCUCUCCAUUUUCAAGAUCAGCGAGAAAGAACUUCAGCGGGUUUUGAAUGAAAAUGUGAGUCAAUUUCCCUUUCAAUUGAACCCUCAAUUAUUGAAAUUGGGGUUUUCUGCGGGUUCUCAGAUUCUUCCUCCCCUUGGAUUGAUCAAAUUUCACAGCCUCCCUGUUCCUCGAGUGUUUUCUGAACUUAGGCAUACUAUGGACGCGACCAUUGACUUCUCCCCCAGUAGCUACGCCACUCCAAAUGGACUGUAUUAUGGGAAACGUAAGAGAUUAAAACUAUCUACCGAUGGAAGAAAUCUUCCCAGCACGGCCACCUUUUCUGCCCAAAAGUGUGACACGCCGAGACAAAACAAAAUGAAGAACUCAGCAAAAAUAGUUGAUUACUCUGAUCCGUUUGCCAUUAAUAAUUUGAUCGAUGGUUUGAAUUGUGGUCAGUUUGGAAGUGUCACUAAAGAGAUAGAAGCCCUUGUUUCCCAUAAGAUGCAAAUUCUAAGUCCUUACAUUGCAAAGUAUCCUACGCUGUCAAGUACGUUAUUUGAUCUGGGGAGACGUAAUGAGUGUACAGAGGCAACGAACCAUCAAGCUUCCCCGUUGGUUCAUAAUCUCAUUGAUUUGGAAGAUGAUUCUGCCCUUGAUGAUGUUUGUUCCAACCAUGUCGAGAAAUCACGAUUGCCUAUUGUAAUAAUUGAUUCUGAUGAGGAAGAAAGCAAAGAUCAGAGGGUUAUACAUCCUUUUCAAGAGGUUGUGCUGCCUAGACCACCUGGACAAAGUUUGUUCAAGGCCAUAUCGGUAGUGGAUCACCGAGCUUUAAAUGGGGAGGAAGCAACUCCUAUUAGUGAAAGUGAAACUAUUAGUAAGAAGGACAAAGGUGUUUACGUUGGUGUAGAAGAGGACGAGGAUGAGGUCAGCGAACAGGCUAACAGUGAAGAUGAUGGCCUUGGAGAUAUUUGGAACGACAUGAAUAUGGCAUUAGAAUGUUCCAAGGACUUGGAUGUUGCCGUAGAUUCAUCAUCUAAUCAACCAAGCACAGAUGCUGUGGACUGUGAUCAUUCUUUUCUCUUUAAGGAUGAUCUUGGUUAUGUCUGUCGCAUAUGUGGGGUUAUUGACAGAGGAAUUGAGACCAUUUUUGAGUUUCAGUACAACAAGGGUAAGAGGAGCACAAGAACAUACAUGUCUGAAUCUCGUAACAAAGAUUCAGGCGAUAUUGUUGGAGUUAAAAUCUCAGAAGAUGAUUUGACGGUCACUGAAAUUUCUGCACACCCUAGACAUAUGAAGCAAAUGAAACCUCAUCAAAUUGAGGGUUUCAAUUUCCUUAUAAGCAACUUGGUAACGGACAAUCCAGGAGGCUGCAUUUUAGCCCAUGCUCCUGGUUCUGGAAAAACAUUUAUGAUAAUCAGUUUCAUGCAAAGUUUCUUAGCUAAGUAUCCACAGGCUAGACCAUUGGUUGUGCUUCCCAAAGGAAUCUUAGCUAUAUGGAAAAAGGAGUUUCAGAUUUGGCAAGUGGAAGAUAUUCCACUCUAUGAUUUCUAUUCCGUUAAAGCAGAUAAUAGGGCUCAACAGCUAACCGUUCUGAAUCAGUGGGUCGAGCACAAGAGUAUCCUGUUCUUAGGAUACAAACAAUUUUCCACGAUCGUCUGCGAUGUCGAAACCAAUGCUGCAUCAACUGCAUGUCAAAAUAUAUUGCUCAAGGUUCCCUCCAUUCUCAUCCUAGAUGAGGGGCAUACACCAAGAAAUGAGAACACUGAUAUUUUGCAAACUCUUGCCAAAGUCAGAACUCCACGAAAAGUGGUUCUUUCAGGAACCUUAUAUCAAAAUCAUGUUAAAGAGGUAUUCAAUAUAGUGAAUCUCGUUCGACCGAAGUUCAUGAGAUCAGAAACUUCUCGACCUAUCAUCAAACGUAUCAUGUCAAGAGUGGAUAUACCUGGUGCGAGGAAGCAGUUCAAAGCAGGUGUGGAUGCUGCUUUUUAUGACUUGGUGGAACACACGCUUCAGAAGGAUACAGAUUUCAGGAGGAAAGUGAGUGUCAUCCAUGAUUUACGUGAGAUGACUAGCAAGAUUCUGCAUUAUUAUAAAGGAGAUUUUCUCGAUGAGCUCCCUGGACUGGUUGACUUCACUGUGGUGCUAAAUCUCACCCCUAAACAGAAGCAUGAAGGUGAAAAAGUCAAAAAGUUUAACAGGAAGUUCAAAAUAAGCUCUGCUGGUAGUGCUGUUUAUUUGCAUCCAAAGUUGAAUGUUUUCUCUGUUAAUGCUACUGUGACGGAUGAUAAAAUAGACGAGGUCAUCGACCAGCUGGACGUUAAAGAUGGAGUGAAAGCGAAAUUCUUUCUUAAUAUGCUGAAUUUGUGCGCUACUACUGGAGAGAAGCUGCUGGUAUUUAGCCAAUACCUCCUUCCUUUGAAAUUCAUGGAGAGAUUGGUUGUGCAGAAGAAGGGUUGGAGUCCAGGAAAAGAAACUUUCAUGAUAUCCGGUGAAACAACUUCCGAGCAUCGGGAAUGGUCGAUGGAUCGUUUCAACAACUCACCUGAUGCCAAAGUCUUCUUUGGCUCCAUCAAGGCUUGUGGGGAGGGCAUAUCUUUGGUAGGGGCAUCACGUAUCAUCAUCUUGGAUGUUCAUCUCAAUCCAUCAGUGACCCGCCAGGCAAUUGGUCGUGCAUUCCGUCCCGGUCAAACAAAGAAAGUCUUCGCAUAUAGAUUGGUGGCUGCUGAUUCACCUGAAGAGGGAGAUCACAGUACUUGCUUCAAGAAGGAACUAAUUGCAAAAAUGUGGUUUGAAUGGAACGAGUAUUGUGGCUAUCACGACUUUGAAGUGGAGACGGUCGACGUGAAAGAGUGUGGCGAUAACUUUCUAGAAACCCCGCUUCUUAGACAAGAUGUCAAAGUUCUGUACAGAAGGUAGAGCCUGCAAUAUAAUAGUACAGAUGAGGCAAAGGGAAUUAUUAUUUAUCUUUGUCUCAUCGAAACUGUUCAUGAGAGCAUUUUGUUCCUAUAACCUGUUCAUGGAUUUGUUUUUUCCUUUUUUUUUUUUUUUUUUGUGAAGAUCAUAGGCAGAUAGCUUUGUUUCUGACUUGUAUAGCAUGACUGCUGCCUUGCCUGAAUAUUGUUCACAGUAAGUAAAUGGAGUUUGUGACACUCAACUAACUCCUAAAGACGCCAUAGAUCAAAGCUUUUUUGGUAACAAAGUUUUGGUACAGUUCAUUUUGA